Messenger RNA from Aspergillus calidoustus, 582 nucleotides. NCBI's taxonomy places the organism in Eukaryota, Fungi, Ascomycota, Eurotiomycetes, Eurotiales, Aspergillaceae. The record is from the annotation of a GenBank genome assembly.
AUGGCCCCCGUCCCUCGCGUCUACUCCAAGACCUACAAGGUCCCUCGUCGUCCUUUCGAGUCGGCUCGUCUUGACUCGGAACUGAAGAUUGUCGGCGAGUACGGCCUGCGCAACAAGCGUGAGGUGUGGCGUGUCCAGCUUACUCUGUCCAAGAUCCGUCGUGCUGCUCGUGAGCUGCUCACCCUCGACGAGAAGGACCCCAAGCGUCUGUUCGAAGGUAACGCUUUGAUUCGCCGUCUGGUCCGCAUUGGUGUGCUCGAUGAGUCCCGCAUGAAGCUCGAUUACGUCCUGGCCCUCCGUGUCGAGGAUUUCCUUGAGCGCCGUCUCCAGACCUGCGUCUACAAGCUUGGCCUUGCCAAGUCUAUCCAUCACGCCCGUGUCCUGAUCAAGCAGCGCCACAUCCGUGUCGGCAAGCAGAUCGUCAACGUCCCCUCCUACUUGGUCCGCCUCGACUCCCAGAAGCACAUCGACUUCGCUCUCACCUCUCCCUUCGGUGGUGGCCGUCCCGGCCGUGUCCAGCGCAAGAAGGCUGCUGCUGCUGCUGGCGGUGCUGGUGAUGAGGGUGAGGAGGAAGAGGAGUAG